Molecule: messenger RNA, 3492 nt
Organism: Stylonychia lemnae
Lineage: Eukaryota; Ciliophora; Spirotrichea; Sporadotrichida; Oxytrichidae
Source: the annotation of a GenBank genome assembly
AUGGAAAGUUAAUCUAAAAUUACAAGAACCAAGCUAGUAGAAAAUAGUCGAUAGAAGUUCUACGAAAAUUUGAAUCAGCAUUAUAAGGACAAUAAAGAUGCGCCAAGCAUCUAGGCUCCCCUCACUUAGUCAAUUUAGAACCUCAAUAAAAAGCCUCCCACUAAUCAAAGACUCCCAUCAGCUACCAAGAAACCAGUAACUAAAGAGACAAAUCCAAAAACAGAUACAUUUAAGAGAUAGGACAGCUAGACUGAAACUAUGAAAUCUUAAGCUGCCAAAUCUGCUGUAGAAAAAAAGGCGCCCAGACCUUAGAGUACCACUAAAAACUCCAGAGCAGCACGAGCUGAUUCUAACUCAAGUAGAUAGCUGAAUAAAGAUUUGGCAGGCUUCAGUUAGAACUCCUCAAAGCGAGACUUAAAGCAAGAGGGGCAAGCUAAGGAAAAUCUAACAAACAAUAAGUUAAAUGUGAAUAUGAAUACAAACUAAGAUCAAAAGAAGACUGCUCCUAGCUUUUCAACAAAGAUGCCAUACAGUAAUAUAGCUGCAAAUAAGGAUGGAGAUUUAUCUGCUUCCAUAUCAAUAAAUAAUGCCACUUAAAUAACUAAGAAAUCAACUGGGUUCAGAGAGCAGCUAAUCGAGCAGAUCAAAGAAAAUAUUGGCAACCCUAAAAAACUGCAAGAGCUUUAACAGAGAAAUACUCAUCUCAAGGUAGAUUUCCAGUAAUUGAUUCAUCAGGCUAAGGUGCAGAUCCUGAAAGACAACAAGACUAAGGCAGCAGUUUCAACUGUGGAUGAGGAGAUCGCCAAGAGAAUAGAAAACUCUAGGAAGUUGCUUGCCAGACUCAGAGCAGUCAAGCCGUCUCCACCCUAUGCUAACAGUAUACUUCAAAGCGCUAUUAAUAACAAGAGCAGGAUUAUUGAAGCGCAUCUGUCCACUAUGAAUGAUGACAUUAAGAAGUACUAGAUCAAUCAGCUAGAUGAGGAGCAUGCGAGAUCAGCUGUGUUCUAUGCUGCCUUUUAUGGAAGCGUGGAGGCCAUAGAACUCCUAGCAGCUUCAGAUGCUAACCUAAAUCUUACUGAUAAAUAUCAUAGAACUCCUCUUCACUAUGCCGCUAUGAACGAUAACAAGAAGAUCAUUGAAGCAGUAUUUAUGGGUUUCAAACAGCAAGGAAAGCCCAUUAAAAUUCAUGGCUAGGUCGAUGAAGAUUCUAAUAGUCCCACUAAGUCAGUGCCCAAAGCGACAUUUACUCCCUUCAAGGGAUUACAUGAUAAAAUGGAUGAAGAGCGAAAGAAGGCAGAAAAUCUAAAGUAGCUUUAAAAGCAGUGGGAGGAGGAAGAAAACAAAAUGGGUGAUGACUUCGAAGACGAGGACAAUGGAGGAUUUGAAAUUGAGGAUGACUAGUAGGAUUAGUUCAAAGAGUCAUUUAAAGUUCAAAUUGAGAGUCCAGCCUAAGGCAAGACAGGGAAUAUGAUGAAUGGGCUGGGCAAUUUCUUUACUUAAAAAGCAGUGUUGGAUGUCUAGGAUGAGAAAAAGGACACUAUGUACGAGGAGAUGAAUAAAAUUGAUAAACUGUACAUUCCUCAGUCUGAGUUAAAGAAGAAAACACCCAAGAAAAAUGAUUAGCCCUCUGAAGAAGACGAGUUUAUUGGAGUGCCAUAGGUAUCUUUGAAUGGCAUAAUCAACUUUAGAGACCUAAAUGGAAGAACAGCCCUGCAUGUAGCGGUUGCCUUCAACAAUAAAAAUGCAGUUGAAACCCUGUUAUUCCUCAAUGCUAAUCCUUUAAUUGAAGAUAAAUUCGGCUAAAGGCCAGUGGAGUUUGCCUUGGAUGAUGCCAUACGAGAUCUACUACAAAAUAAAAUGAUUAGAGCAACUAAUCCAGUACUUGUUCCUACUCUGAAAAUCAAGCCUCUCAGAGGAAACCCCAAUCAAAAUUUGAGUAUCAAACCUAGAAAAAUGAGUCAGGUCUCAUCUCAAUCAAUGCAAAGUUCAGUAAUGCGCAAAGAUAAAAACUAGGCUACUCUUUAGCAAUUCCCAUUGGAAAUCAAGGAUUUAAGAGUAGUCCUUAAGGAGAAAGUCAUAAUCUCCAAAAUAGGCAUUGAGAAUGAUAACUAUCUGCAGCAUGCCAUUAAGAACAAGGGCUUUGAAGCUUGUCUGUAUCUCUUGUAGGAAAUUGGUGGAUUUGAAUUCUCUUAUAAGAAUAGUGUAGGAAAUACUGUGUUGCAUCUAGCUAUCAAAACUAAUUAAUAUCAAUAUGUAAAGAUGCUGUUCGUAAAACAAGUAGAAGAUAUGUAGAAGCAUUUGCAGAGCAACAGACCUGACGACUUAUAUGGAUUGAUUAAUGAAUAGGCGUUAAGGCUAUUGGAUAAGAUUAACAAUAAAGGCAUGACUCCAUUAUUGAUGGCUGUUGAUUAAGGGAAUUUCGAGAUAUUUAGGCUUUUGCUUGAGAUCUAUUAUUACAACGAUUCAAUAAGCAAACCAGAGUAGAAACUACUGCCUAAAAUAAUUAAUCUAAAAGAUGAUAAGAGUGAUACUUGUCUUUUAAAGGCAGUCAAAAGCAAGCAAACUGAAAUGAUCUAUAGCUUACUCCAACUGGGCAACUCUAUAAUAAACUAUGAGGUACUUUUAGAGACAGAUUCUGUGAAGAGGAAUAUACUUCACUAUGCUACCAUUAAUGCAAACAAGGAUAUGAUUAAGAUCUUGGUGAAGCUUGACUCAGACCGAAUGGAAAUGCGUUUAGCCAACGACUCCAAGAAGAAAACACCUCAGAACUACGAUCAGUCCUCCUCAAUGACUGAAUGCUUCAAUACUAUCUGGGACUAUGCUAAGGAAGGCAAUCUUAGAAAGCUGAAGCUGUCUAUUGACUCAGGCAAGUUUGAGGUUAAUGAACAGACUCCUUGGCGAAAAGACACGCCUCUUCAUGUAGCUGUGAGAGUCCAGCAGCUCGAAGUGAUUAAAUGCCUGAUCUACGAUUAUGAUGCUGAUAUAAACAUUCAAAACAACCUGGGAAAGUCGCCAAUUCAAAUGGCGAAUGCCCUCAAAGAUGAACCAACGUAGAUUGCGAUCACUGGCUUAUUAAACAAACUGCAUACAAGCACCAAGGUAAUCAAAAACCUGCAAGCCAGAAGAGAAAAAGAGGAGGACAGGCUGAGGCAAAUAGAGGAAAUCAACCGCUUAAGGAGACUUUUAAAUGAUAAGAUUCAAGAAAGAGGGCUUGACCUAGCAAGAGUUUUCAAGAUGUUCGAUAAAAAUGGGGAUGAGGUGUUUUCACCUAUGGAGUUCGAACUGGCAUUCGUGGCGCUUGAUAUUGAUAUAAGCAAGGCUGAUCUGAGGAGAUUUAUAUCUCUCACUGAUACUAAUAAGGACGGCAGAGUGGACUUUAAGGAGUUCUAUGCCAUGCUUAAUAAAGAGUCACAGGUAAAUGACUUAGAUAAUAUAGGCAAGGAAAGUGAAGUUGAUUUUGAUGCUUCGAUUGAAGAAAUUGAAGAUAAUUGA